AUGGCGCCAUAUGAGCCACUUUAUGGUCGUAAGUGUUGCACUCCUUUAUGCUGGACUGAGUUAAGUGAACGAUGUGUUCUGGGUCCAGAGUUGGUUUCAGAAACAGAGGAUAAGGUUCGCUUGAUUCGAGAUCGACUGAAAGCGGCUUCUAAUAGACAGAAGUCCUAUGCAGAUGUGAGAAUGAAGGACAUCGAGUAUUCUGUGGGAGACAUGGUUUUUCUUAAGCGAGUGGGGUCAGUCGCAUAUCAGUUAGAGCUACCUCCAAAGUUAGAUCGCAUACAUGACGUGUUCCACGUUUCGAUGUUAAGAUGUUACCGCUCUGAUCCUACGCACAUUGUGCCCGUGGAGGAGAUUGAGGUUAGAUCGGAUCUGACGUUCAAGGAGGAGCCUGUUCAGAUUCUAAAGCACGACGUUAAGGUCUUAACUAGGAAGUUCAUUCCCUUAGUGAAGGUGCUGUGGCGGAAUCAUAGCACUGAGGAGGCUGCUUGGGAGCCAGAGAAUUCGAUGCGACAACAGUAUCCUCACAUUUUCUGA
Gossypium arboreum is the source of this 534-nucleotide messenger RNA. RefSeq lists its product as uncharacterized. The transcript is spliced from 2 exons. Lineage: Eukaryota; Viridiplantae; Streptophyta; Magnoliopsida; Malvales; Malvaceae. The coding region runs from base 1 to 534 and encodes 177 amino acids. The record is from RefSeq and is a predicted model, not a curated record.